This is a messenger RNA of Trichomonas vaginalis G3, 587 nucleotides long. RefSeq names its product phage tail repeat-like family. Lineage: Eukaryota; Parabasalia; Trichomonadida; Trichomonadidae. The record is from RefSeq and is a predicted model, not a curated record. The transcript has a single exon. The annotation marks the transcript as partial.
AUGUCGAAAGAUAUUGCUUCCAUGAGAGAAAUACAACACAACCGACAACUCAUUAUGCAAGCUCUAAAUAAGAACACAACAAACUUUUCAAACUAUUCUAAGAUAUCUGAGUCAUUGAAAGAAGGAAACUUAAAACUGACAUUAAACCCAAUGACAGAUGAGUUUCUAUUUCAAGACAAUAAGAACCAUACUGUCUGUAUAAAUCCAACAAAAGGAACUUUAAACGAGAAACCUAUAAAUGAACUUCUUUUGAAAGCAGAUGUUGACAACAAAGCUGACAAAGAAUAUGUAGACGAUGCAAUAGCAAAAGAAGAAGAAAGAGCUAACAAUGCUUAUGCAACAAAAGAACAUACUCAUCCUGAACUAGCAGACAAAACAUAUGUUGACAAUAAAAUGUCAAGUGAAGUGACAAGAGCUGAAAACGAAUAUUCUAAAAAGACUCAUAUACAUUCUAUAUCUGAAAUAACAGACUUAAACGUUAGCCUUGAAAAGAAAGCGGAUGAGGAAUAUGUGGCUAGUAAGUUAGAGAAGAAAGCAGAUAAGGAAUAUGUGGAUGAAAAAGAUAAUGAAAUUAUAGAAAGGGCUGA